Monodelphis domestica (gray short-tailed opossum) is the source of this 2058-nucleotide messenger RNA. RefSeq names its product ubiquilin-1-like. Gene Ontology annotation, cellular component: cytosol. Gene Ontology annotation, molecular function: polyubiquitin modification-dependent protein binding. NCBI's taxonomy places the organism in Eukaryota, Metazoa, Chordata, Mammalia, Didelphimorphia, Didelphidae. The record is from RefSeq and is a predicted model, not a curated record. Gene Ontology annotation, biological process: ubiquitin-dependent protein catabolic process.
UCCCCACGGGUAAGGCAAAGGGUCUAGCUCUGGCUUGGCCCAGAUGCUGAUGGGGAACAGCCCUGGGUGCAGGGGGAGCCAGGACGCUGCGGAGUUACACAGCCACGGGCCUGAGCACCGAGCUGGGAGGUGGAAUUGGCACAGAGCCGGGAGCUAGGGUAGCUCUCCAAGGCCAACGUUGCUCCCCACCCCAGCAGACACAGCGCCCCACAUCCUCCCCCACCGUGUCUGGCACCAGGCCCGAAGGAUUUGGGCAGAUAGAUCGGCACUGGCGCGUCACUGAAUCAUGGCGGGGGCCCGGGAAGAAGCAGGAGACAGCCGGCUGGUGGCAGGGCGGGAGCCCCAGCCGCCGCGCAUCAUCACAGUAACAACAAAGACACCACAGGAGCGCCAGGAGUUCACCCUGGCAGAGAACUGCAGUGUUAGGGAGUUCAAAGAGCAGAUCUCAAAGCGUCUUAAUUAUGAUGUGAACCGUCUGGUGCUCAUCUUCACAGGGAAGAUCCUGCGAGACCAGGACACACUGAACCAGAGGGGAGUUCUCGAUGGCACUACCGUCCAUCUGGUGGUGCGGUACCGCUUCCCUGGAUUCACCCGCUCAUGCCAUACGCCUGCCACACCUGCCUCACCUCCCAUGUCUGGCACACAUGCCACCUCAAACCAACCUCUUCCAGGUAGCAACAUCCCCGGGUCCUCCCCGAGCUCAGUGGCUUCUGGUCUGCUGGCCAGGCUGGGACGCAUAGCCCGAGGCUCACCGGAUCUGGCCGACUUCCUUGGCCAUCUGACUCAACUCCUCAUGGCAGUCCCGGAAGCUGUAGUGCAAUUCCUGGAUGAUCCAUCCAUACAAGGUCUACUGGGUGAAAACCCAUCCAGUACCAACCCUUCUCCUGGCACUGGACCCGGGCGGCUGAUAGGUCAGCCACAGCACGCUCCACCAGCCCACACUGCUGAGACCGUGCCUGAGGCCCUGAGGAGCCCCGCGCUGCUAAGGGAAUUGUUGAUGCUAAGAGCAGAUGAGAGAGGUCUGGGGGCUUUGAAGGCUGUUCCUGGGGGUGACAAUGCCCUAAGACAGGUCUAUGCUGAUAUCCAACAGCUGAUGCUCACAGUCCCAGCCUCCUCGCCCCGGGCCAAGGGCCCAGCUUCCUUGUCUGGUCCUUCUAACUCUUCUCCUGCAGCUGGAACUCUUCGGCUGGGGAAUAUGUGGCCUGGGACUCAGGGCAGAGUUCUAGGAACCCCUUCACGGGGAAACUCAUAUAGCACUAGCAUGCCUAAUCUGUUCAUGGGUCUAGGGCCUGGUUCACAUGAUGUGUCCCCAACUGUAGGCAAAGAUUCCCUGCCUGGCCCAUCCAUACCCUCUACCUCUGCCCUGCGGAAUGCCCUGCAUGCGCUGCAUCAGAACCCAGCUCUGCUGCACCAGCUCACUACUGGCAGCCCUUUAAGGCCCCGUCUGCCCCUGCUGCCUAUCCUCACUAAUCCUCGGGCUCUACAGGCUUGGCUGCAGAUUGAGCAGGGCCUGCAGACGCUCUCCAUGGAGGUUCCAGGUCUGGGACCCUGCCUUCGUGGUUCCGGAAGGCCCAGUGGGGGCCAUGGGGUGGGUAUAGCUGGUGGGUCAAAUGCUCGGGUGUCCACCCAGCAACCCACACUAGCUGUGCUGCAGCUCCUCCAGUCCUUGGCCCAUGCGAGCCCCACUACCCUUCAGACCUCACCACCCCCUCCACCACCACAACGGUCACCACCUCCAGCUGAAGGACGCUACCAGCAGGAGUUGGACCAGCUGAAGGCAAUGGGCUUCACCAACCGUGAUGCCAACUUGCAAGCACUUAUUGCUACUGGUGGAGACAUCCAUGCCGCUAUUGAGAGACUAUUGGGGCCGGGGAUUCCCCAGGCCUAGCACCCCUGCCCCGCUACCCUGGGGAACCUGAAAAGGAAGAGAAAGAGAGAGAGGAAAAGGAAGAGGAAAUAACUCAUUUUCGGAUAAUCUCCUAUGCAAAUCGGAGAUCACUGUGGACAGCACCACUCUUGGCAGCUGUCUCGUUCUCCACUAAAAGGCCGCUGCUUGGC